AUGUUAUGGUCCAUAGCAGCUGGUCUUAAUGUUACUCAUGAAGUUGGUCUUCUCCACGGACAUAUACGCGGAGGAAAUAUAUUAGUUCAAAACGAAGCAGAUUCGAUAAAUACUAGAAUCGCGGAUAAUGGCUUGCACGGUCCACUCUUUUUAAUGGAAAUACGCCAACGAAAAGAGUAUACACGAGAAAUAAAAGCAGAUUCAAUAGAUACUAGAAUCGCGGAUAGUGAAUCACCUAUGUCUUCUCAACAAAAUCGAGAUUCUGAUUUAAUAGAUUUUGCUCUAACUUCAGAAGAAUUGAAAUGCCCAACUUCUGGAAAAUGUUAUUGUGGUAAGGAACAAAGCA
Molecule: messenger RNA, 346 nt
Organism: Funneliformis caledonium
Lineage: Eukaryota; Fungi; Glomeromycota; Glomeromycetes; Glomerales; Glomeraceae
Source: the annotation of a GenBank genome assembly